Dissoconium aciculare CBS 342.82 is the source of this 4032-nucleotide messenger RNA. RefSeq lists its product as uncharacterized. The record is from RefSeq and is a predicted model, not a curated record. The transcript has 2 exons. Gene Ontology annotation, molecular function: protein binding. The coding region runs from base 1 to 4032 and encodes 1343 amino acids. NCBI's taxonomy places the organism in Eukaryota, Fungi, Ascomycota, Dothideomycetes, Mycosphaerellales, Dissoconiaceae.
AUGGCAGGCCUACCUCAACGAUUCCCUUGCUGGUGCAAGGCGACUUACUCGUGGGGCGGUGAAACGAAGAAGGAUUUGGGCUUCAUAGAGGGUGAUCUUAUCGAGGCUCUCAAUGCCGGCGACGGACAGUGGUGGAUGGGAAGGCUACGUCGAGACCCUCGAGCCAUCGGUCUCUUCCCAUCGAACUUUGUGCAGGUGUUGGCCGAGUCAUUCCAGCCUGCACCAAAUGUUCGCAACGCUUCACCAUUAUCACAGAGUGCCGCGCAAAAGGCGGGCGCGAGCAACAAAGCUGUAUUCCGAAAGCCUUUUCAAGCAUACGGGGAUGGAGGCAAAGCGUCUGGCGAUGACCGCGACAGGAAAGGAACUCCGGAGGCAGAGAAAGAGCGGGUGCCGGAGAAGAAGAAGACAUUUCGACCAUAUUCGAGCAUGAAGAAUCCGACGCCUCCAAAUGGAUCACUGCGGAAAUCUGCUGUGAACACGGUGAUCGACCAGGAACUCGGGCCAAGGAUACCCUCUACACCUCCCCGGGGUGGAAUUGCACCACCCACACGAUCGAACGGAUCGCGCACCGGAGGCACCACUGCGAAUGCACAACGCCCAAAGUCUUUUCACGGUUCCAUUCAAAAUGGCAUCUCUAAUGGAAAUCCACUAUCGUCUAGGGGAUAUCAGGCCCCUAUACAACUUGGUUCCCGUGCAGCGUCGCCACAACAUUACUAUCAACCACAUCCUUCAACAACGAAUCGCGGACCUUCGCCCCAGCCGCAAUAUAGGGAAGCUUCACCUCAACCGCAAUAUAGAGAAGCUUCACCACAACCGCAAUAUAGAGAAGCUUCGCCGCAGCCACAAUACAGAGAAGCUUCACCACAGCCGCAAUACAGAGGUGCUUCACCGCAGCCACACCACAGAGGAGCCUCACCGCAGCCGCAAUACAGAGAAGCCUCACCGCAGCCGAGCUAUGGGAUACUCUCGCCAUCGAGACAGUCGUCGCAUCGCUCGUACCAAGGCCACGAGGAACUCCAUACUGCGGCGCCAACGCACCAUCAUGAUGAGCACGAAUACGAACUGGAGAAUUCUCCUCCUCCUCCGCCUCCUCCUGCACAUCGUUCAAUGUUCCAGCCCAGCCGAGCACCCUCGCCGCAACCGUAUGCGUACCAGGCAGAUCCGGGCCAUCAUUCUCAUACUCCAAUGCAGCCUUCACCAGCUGGUAGCCGUAUGACCCCAUCUCCGUUAAGAGAUGCCAUGAAUGAUGUGAUGAUGUCGCUACAAGAUAUGUCUACCUCCACUCAAUCGCCUCCGCCUGGUGCAAAGGACAUAUGGUCACCAGAAGCUUUCGACCUCGUGCGUGUACAGUCUGACAGCCGUCACAGAGCCAGAUCAGCUCGGGCUACAGCGGAAAUGAGCUUCUCUUUCGACGAUGGAGAUGGCGAGAACUUGGCUUCCCAACCAUAUGCGCCUGCCCAAGGACACGAGCUUGGGAGCUAUGUGCAAAGAAUGGAGCACCAACUGGACACCGACGACUAUGAAAUAGAUCAAGCCCCUGAAGUGCCCUUGAAGGGCAGCCAGUACACGAAUUUCCACCCGACAGCCGCAAAUGCCCGUCCGCGAGACGUCGAAUCUUCUUCCGCGUCUGAACUUCCUGAAUUGAGCCAGAAGGUACGGCAUCGGAAAUCUGCGUAUGAGCUUGGCCACACACGCAACGCAUUGGAUCGAACAUUCACCACAAAGACGAACGCGACCAAUUCUACCGAGUCGUCAUCUGCGACACAAAGCAGUAACAGCACACAACUCACAAGUCGCAGCAUUAUGUCUGGAGCAUCUGCGAGUGGCAUGAGUGCAACUAGCGCUGGAAGUCUGACGCGACACAAAUUUGGCUUGGGAAGCCAGCGACGCCGUAAGGGGCUGAGUAUGAUGGAAACCAAAUCCUCUUACGACCUUCGCUCCAGCGCAAGAAGUAUCCACGAGAGCGAGGCCUCUGGACCUAGCUAUCACGAAAGCCAUGCUUCGCAUAAUCAGCCAGACGCACCCGUUGCUGAUUGGUCGACAGAACCCGCUGAAUCAGGGGGCAUCUUUGGAGGUCUUUCUGCCCCCAAGGCCAGGAAGAGCGGCUUCUUCAAGAAGAUGAUCGAAUCGGCCAAGACCACUGCGAAGACAGGAGCCGCCAAUGCCAGGUCGACGCUCGCCAGUACGAGUCGGCCGGGCAGCCGAUCAGGCAGUCCGACGAAAAGCAUUACCAACGGCAGCGUGAUGACAGGAUUCGGUAAUAGCAUUACUUCACGCCCAGCCUCGUCGGCCGGUGGUGCUCUGAGCCAGAUGGGUCUUGGAAAUGACUGGAUGCAGGUCCGUCGUGAUAUCAAUCGCUCGAAUUCUUUGAGUCGUCGCGAAAUGGACGAUCGAGCAGAGAGAUGCGAACUGCAUGGUCUGCCAGUGACUUAUCCCAUCGAUCAGCUCCGCGAGGCCGUAGAAGGCAACGAAGGUUUGGAUGGACUGCCAGUCAACGAGUCCACGGACUUCAACACUCCUAAUCUUGCCUUGGUGGACAAGAACACCCGAUUCCUCCAGAAUGUACCACCGAUGAUUACAGCUGGAACCCUAGCUCAAAAUUAUCUAUGCCGGCCUUACAAGAGCGAUGUGCAGAGAUUACGAGCGAUAUUCACGUGGGUUGCUGAGCGGAUUGUCUGGGAGGAUGACUUCGAAGGACAGCUGGACACGAGACGCGUCGUGCAUACCAAGCGCGGCUGUAGCGAGGAGAUCGCGAUGGUCGUAGCUGACAUGUGCUCGGCCGUUGGCCUACAUUGUGAGAUCAUUCGCGGCUACCUCAAGCAACCCGGCGAAACUCUCGAUCUCGAUACUCUGGCACAAGCAAACCACUGGUGGAACGCGGUCAUCAUUGAUGGUGAAUGGCGUAUCUUAGACUGCUCGCUUGCAAGUCCCACUCACCCACGCCGAGGUGCAUACAGCAGCGCUGGAGGUCAAUCGGCUGAAGCGUGGUACUUCCUCGCGAAACCGCUCGAGAUAUGCUUCACUCAUAUUCCACUCUUACCCGAGCAGCAACACAUUGUUCCUCCGGUCGAGCAUGAGAUUCUCAUUGCAUUGCCGUGUGCGACACCGAAUUACUUUAGGCAAGGCUUAGAAAUGAUGGACUUCAACACCAGUAUGCUACACUUGGAGAACCUGGAGAUGGCUCACAUACAUUUGACUGUACCAGAAGAUGUGGAGUGUGUGGCCGAGACCGAAGUUCGCUCCUUUGCUCACGACCCAGACGGCGAUAUCUUCGAGAGUGGCGACAUCGUAAAGAAGCAAGUCUUUGCGCAAGCAGAUUGGAUUGGUGGCAGGAAGCGCUUUACUAUCAAAGCUCUCUUGCCUGGAGACGAGGGUCGCGGCACAUUGAAGGUCUACGCCGGAAAGCGUGGACUGAUGCACUCCAUAAGGGACAAUCCUCAUGCGAUGGCUCUAGCACUACCCUUAUCGCACACCGGCCAGAACCCGCCCUACAAUUUUGUCACCCGGCAUCCGACGCCUCAUGCUCAAAGACACGAUCUCUAUAUCGCGCAGCCGCAAUGUUCUCGUCUUCUCUUGAACAAUACAUUUGUCUUCUGCGUCCGGCAGCACCCCUCCUCCCUCUCGCGCUUCACACCGGACACAUGGGGUGCCGCAGCGAACGGUUCUCACGGUCGGCCCCCUAGCCCAAACCCACUCAAUCGACCAGGCAGUGCUAUGAGCAUGGUCUCGGCAUCGAUAUCUGCAAGUCAAUACUCCGAAACAUCAUCCAAUGCCUCUGGGCAGCAGCCAAUGUCAGCCGCGCAGCAGAAGCCUGCAAAGCUCGCGAUUCAGACACCGAGCCAGAAAAUCAUCCGUCUGACCCGCAAGCAAGAAAAUCUGGCGCGGUCAGCCGGCGAGAGCUUUGAUCCUGCAAGUCUCAGCACGAGCUGGGAGACGGUUAUCAAAAUCGGGGAGAAGGGUCUAUGGAGAGGUUUGGUCCUGGCGGAUCGGAGCGCAAGGUGGUGCGUGUUUGCGGAAUGGGUGUGCGAAUAG